Molecule: messenger RNA, 5405 nt
Organism: Seriola dumerili (greater amberjack)
Lineage: Eukaryota; Metazoa; Chordata; Actinopteri; Carangiformes; Carangidae
Gene: lcorl
Product: ligand dependent nuclear receptor corepressor like
Exons: 7
Coding region: 46-1797 (583 amino acids)
Biological process (GO): regulation of transcription by RNA polymerase II
Cellular component (GO): nucleus
Molecular function (GO): DNA binding
Source: RefSeq, a predicted model, not a curated record
CCUGUCGUGUUCAGACAGAGGGAGAGAGAGGGGGAAGGACGGAGAAUGGCGACUGUGCAGUGCCCUAGGUGCAUGGUAGAAAGGAAAGGUUUUCGGCGGGAACUCGAUUCUUGGCGACACAAACUGAUACACUGCGUUGGGUUUGAAAGCAUCCUGGAGGGAAUCUAUGGCCCGAUGCUGAUGAGAGACCUCAAUGUAUUUGAUGACUGUGAACCCGAAGAGAUCGAUGACUGGUCUCCAGAAGCAAGCUGCUCGCAGUGUUCAUUCUGCAACCUUUCCCUCGACAAACUCAGUGAUCAAGUACCUGCAGCCACGUCGCCCCUCUCCUCCCCCUCUGAUUACUCUCCCUGUCAGGCUCCUAGCAUCUCUGAGAGCAGCCAAUCAGCUCACAGGUUUCUCCAAGCUGUUUUUCAUAAGAAAGAUGUGCCCCUGGACUGUGAUUCUAACAUCCCUCUGGUUGCCCAAGAGCUGAUGAAGAAAAUGAUACACCAGUUUGCCAUGGAUUAUGCGUCUAAGUGUCAACUCCACACCAGUACAAAUGGUGUUACAACAAGGACCUCAUCACCUUUGUCAGAAACAUCAGACAUACCUCUGGACCUCACAGUGAGCAGAACCCAGGAGGAGAAAGAGCAUGAACCUGAACCAGAUGGUGUGCUCGACCUCUCCAACAGGAACUCUGCCUGCUCAGCAACUUCAUCAUCAUCAUCAACUAAUCACAAAGCCUCCGGGAGGCAGCGCAGGCAGAAGGAGGAGUACAUUGAAAGGAGCUGGGAGCUGUCUGAGGGGUUGCUGUCCAAGGCCUUGAAGGAUAUACGUUCAGGAAGGUUGCAGGAACAGCGGGCUGCAUUGCUUUAUGGAAUACCUGUUCACACCCUGAGGCAAGGCCUGGAAGGCUGGGCCGAGGGAAGGCAUGGGAUGCCGCCCCAGCUUGCACCAGGGAGCAGAGAUUUCAGGGAUGAAGUGACAUCUUACAAUGUGAUGUCAUCAAUGCUGGGUGGUGAAGCCCGUCUUGUUCUGCAGAAAGUGGCAGCGUGGGCGGAGCGGGCAGAAAUCGGAGGGGCUGCAGAGGAGAAUGGAGACUUCAGUUUCCCUUCAUCCUCUCUUACUUUUUAUCAGCCACGUAGUCUACAGAAAUCGCUCCCCCAUGCAUUUCCACAACUCAGGGAUGCUCUCCAGCCACCAUCAAGCCCCACUCCAAGUCUGGAGCCUCCCACGCCCCUGCGUAUUCCUCAGGUCCGUUCCGUGUCUGAUCAUAACAGGUCGAUCCCAGCUGAGAAUUGCAGUGUGGCUGAAAACCUACACCAACGUACCUCAUCAACAGAGGGUACUGCCAGUUCAUCGACAGCUGCUGCCAGACCUUCAUCUCUCUUCAAACUCAGACCUCCUUUCUUAGCUCACGGCUGUCCAGGCAGUGCCAACCAGUCACCUCAUCGCCUGGGACCACGCGGGUCCUCGCUGGAUGAUUCAGAGGAGGGGGCAGGUAGCCGGGAUAAAGACAAACAACCGAGGAAGAAACGUGGGCGAUACCGCCAGUAUGACCAUGAACUGUUGGAGGAAGCCAUCACUAUGGUGAUGGCAGGUCGCAUGAGCGUUUCUAAGGCCCAGGGGGUUUAUGGGGUGCCCCAUAGCACACUGGAAUAUAAAGUCAAGGAGCGUACUGGAACACUGAAGAACCCACCCAAGAAGAAAUCUGCCAACCUUUGUUCAUCCAAUUCCAACUCGUCUGGUUCUGGUGCCAUGACCGGUUCAACAAACUCAGGGAAUCUUGCCUCAGCUGCUGACACAAAGAGGUUCUAGACCACAAAACGCCUCCAGAACUCCUCAACACUUGAACUCAUCACCUCUUACAAGACACACGUUUUCUGAAGAUACUUGUUAAAACACAACACAUGCCUUUACAAAAUAUAUGGAUAUUAAUAUUCAGGUCUUUUGACAAUGUGUCUGUAAUGUGAUAGUCAUACUUUUAGCUGUAUUUCUCCAGCUUAGUCCUGGGCUUUCAUUAAAGCAGCUAUGAGGUGAGGCAUUUUUCAAGAGGCAGUGGUGCUCAUUGCAGCUUUUGUUCACAGGAGCUGCUAAACUCAACAAACUCCUCGUAGCUUCAGUAUUUUCACAAUAGCUAAAAGAUCUUACAGGAAAUAGCUUGGAUUAUAUAAUCUGUUUACUGUUAUUAACUAAUGCCAUGAAAAGACCAAAACUAAAAAUGAAGUUUAUCCUAUUAGCAGGUAUUGUCUGUGGGUAUAUUGAAAUUCUCAACAGCAAAAUUUUUUUUGUUAAAGAAGCAUAACUUUGACUUUCAUCAGGCAUGACUGAAACUUUACUAGAUUUUGUUUGUAGGAGUUCACUACUUUUUCAAUUGAUCUCAUUCUUUAAUCUAAUGCAAAUCUUACAGGUGUGUAAUAGAUCAUUUUUAUAUAUUACAGUUUUUGGAUGACAGUGGACUUGUAUGGGAUGGAGGUAUGAACUAAAUCAGUGUGGCUAAAAAGACCAUACUUGUAAAUAGAGCUGAAACAAUAAUUCAACUGAAAAAAAUAAUAAUCACAAUUAAUCAUUCAUGUCAUUUUCAAGCAAAAAUGCAAAAUGUACUUUCACCUAUGUGAUGCUGAACUCAGUAUCUUUAGAUUUUGUUCUGUCAUUCAGAUAACACUAGCGCUUUGAAGCCAUAACUUUUCAUCUCCAGGAUAUUACACUAUGCAUUUUUCACCAUGUUCAGACGUUUUAUAGACCAAAUGAUUCGGUUAAUCCAGAGAGUACCUGAUUAUGAAAAUAAUAGUUGCAGACCUACAAGUAAGGAUAAACCAGUUGUUGGUUUUGGUCUCAUCAGGGGAUUUGUUGAUAAUAACAGGAUAAAAUGACACCGGCAUUAUCCUUAAGAUCUCCAGGAAGUUCUUUACUUUGUUUCCAUGUUCAUAUGAUUUGGUUUUUCUUCAAGGAGAAAAACUGAUGUUGAUUGUUGUACACCAGAUUGCCCAGGACCAAGUAUGAGAAAUACAGGUGUGGCCCUCUUAAAGCUAAGAAAUAAAGUGUGACUCUCAUAUUUGCUAGCUGUUAGGUUAUUAGGUUAUUCAGGUUUGAUUCAAUUCUUAAAGCUCCUUGUUAAUGGAGCGAUGAUGAUUGUCAUUUGCAGCUUUCUAUCUCUCCCUGGGUAUCUUACCUGGGCUACGGAAGUGACUUAGAGCCAUUGUAACAGAUUAAAAACUCAUUACUAUUGUUAGAGACCUUUACAAACAGGGAGAUUGUACAGUAUAAACUGCUGUGGUGGCUACAUCUUCAUUAUGAGUUUCUGUUGAAGAGAUUAGCUUGUGAAAGCCAUUUUCUUGUCCACACAGUUGUCUGCUCUAUUUGUGCAAGCUAGUCUGAACAUUGUAUCGAGUGUAGUUGGAAUGCAAAUGUGCAGCAUGUUUUUAAAUUUGCACUGAUAAGCUUGGGAAAUGUAUGUUAUUGUGUAUGUGUACUGUUUGUGAAAUAUGUUGUUUUAUUAUCACAGAUAUUUACUAAUUCUGCUACUGUAGCUGUAUUACUGUAAACCUCAUACAUGACUGCUGCUUGAAACUUAACUUUAUGGGACCGUUUCCCAGGCACAAAGAAGCGUAGCUACAACAAAAGCCCUAAUUUCAACAAAUGCGAUUCCAAGGUGACAUGCAUUGUAAUAGUGAAUCGAUAGGGUUAAAUGUUAUUGAUGGUUGAUUUUGUAGACUACUGGAGGUUGGUGAAAAGCUGGCAGUGUGUCAAUGACUUGAUUCAGAGCAAGGCUCACAAGCUUCUUUGUCUUUGUUUGAGGAUAUGCUAAAUGUUGCUCCUACACUCAUGUCUGCCUCUGAGAUGGUCCAUUAACAGUGCUACUACCAAAGCAGCAGUUCAGGGUUACCCACACAAAGCUGCUUCAGUUUGUUUUGUUGUGAUGUCAGCCUGCCUCUGUCUGUCUGUCUGUCUCCCUCCCUCUCUCCCUCUCUUUCUCUUUUUCUAACCUCGUUGCCACAUAUACCUCUGAACUUUAUCUGCCUAUAGCCCAGUGUCAGGUUUCACAUCAAAGCCUCUGUGUUAUGAUACUGAAUAUGCUGGGGUAUGAGCUCUUAUUAGCUUAGGGACGCUUAUGAGCUCUUUGUCUCUCAAGGAAAAACACCCAAGUGUAAAUGUAUUGCCAUCAACAACACUUAAACUUCAAGAAAAUUAUUAUAUAGUGAGUCAGCCAUUUGGUGGUGUAUGAAAUAAUUUAAAAAAAAAAUGUUUUAAAAUGGUUUAAAUUCUGCCCUGUGGCAUUUACAGGAGAUCUGCCAUGUUCUUAGCUAAGUAUUUAUCCUGUUGUUUUCUAUGUGUUAUUUGUAAUAUUAAAGCUAAUUGUAAUGCAGUUUUAUUUUUUAAAGCUUUUUUUGUCAGAUUGCUUGGCAUUUCAACCUUUCUAACUCUGGCAAUUAUACAAAUACUGAUGUCUACGCUACUGAAUGUCUCUGCUUGUAAAAGUACACAGUGCCUGUGUCUGGGGCACCAGCAUAGCAGCAUGAUGUCUUUACUCUGGGAAUUAUCUGCUAUUUAUGUCCAAGGGCCAGUUUAAAAACAAGCUUAAACACCUCUUGAGAAAUAGAAAACAUAAUUAUUUCAUUGCGUAAGUUAAAUUGUUGUAUAUUCUGGGAACACACCUGGGCUUGUUUUCAAAUUGAGCUUGGGGCAUUUUUUUUUUCUCUCAGACUGAGCUGCUGGCAAAUCUUUCAAACAACUUAACAUAAAUCUGCUAUUUAUGCAUCAAUCAAUUAUUGCACUAUGAUUUAUAAGAAGCAUUUUUAUUGUAGAAACCUGUUUUGUGUUGUUGCUACAUACUUAUUUAUUGAUUGUGCUUCAGAACUGUGAUUUUACUAGUUUGAUUGUUGUAGUUCUUGAUUUGUAAUGCGGCACUUUGAUGCAAUGUGAAAUGUGUAUUGCUACAACUGCAUGAACGCUUUUAAAUGUUAGCUGAUAUAAUUUAUUUUGUCCUGAAAUGACACCCCUGCAUAUUGUGGUUGUUUGGUGCUUAUGUUAAGAAUUAUUUAAGUGAUUUUAAAAAAAAAAAAAAAAAAAAAAAAAUGAUGUGGUCAUCAUAACAAAUUCAACAGUAACACUACAAAAUGUAACUCUUUUACUGGACACAUACGGUACUUAAAUAGCUGGAAACACUAUCCAAUAUGAAUUACUUCCAAAAAUUUUAAUGUUAUUAAAAUCAUUGACUUUUACAGUGAAAUGUAUAACUUACAAGACCUGAUAUAACUGUUAGUUGAUUUGAACAUUAGAGGGUUUUUUGAGCUGUCAAUUUGUUGGUGAAAGUGCUGUUGAAAAGAACAUUUUGGUUUGAGCGUUUCUACAAUCAUUCCUUCUGCUUUUAGCAGAAUGUUAUCAUUUGCCUUCAGCAACUCAUCAAUAAAACAGUUCUCCAAUCA